GACCCAGCUGAGGAUCGUGUCUGAAGUCAGAAGCUGGAACAAUGAUCUCACGGUACAAACCGAGCCCCAGCUCCACCAUGUCCUUGGCUUUCUGUGGGAGCGAGAACAACUCGUCGGCCUACAACGUGGACAAGGGCGUUCUGAACAACGGCUGCUUCCUGGAUGCGCUCAACGUGGUCCCACAUGUCUUUCUCCUCUUCAUCACCUUUCCCAUCCUCUUCAUUGGCUGGGGCAGCCAGAGUUCAAAGGUUCACAUCCAUCACAGCACCUGGCUUCACUUCCCUGGACACAACCUUCGCUGGCUGCUCACCUUCGUGCUGCUCUUCAUCCUCGUCUGUGAGAUCGCAGAGGGCAUCGUCUCAGAUGGGUUUACACAAUCCCUCCAUCUUCAUCUGUACAUGCCUGCAGCUCUGGCUUUCAUGGCUGGCAUCACCUCUAUCGUCUACUAUCAUAACAUCGAGACCUCCAACUUUCCCAAACUGUUGUUAGCCCUGCUCAUCUACUGGGUGCUCGCCUUCACCACGAAGACCAUCAAGUUUGCCAAGUACACAGAGCAUGGCAUCGGCCCCGGGCAGCUUCGCUUCUGCAUCACAGGACUGCUGGUGCUGCUGUACGGACUCCUACUAGCCGUGGAGAUCAAUGUCAUCCUGGGCAGGCGCUACAUGUGUUUCGCCAAUCCGACAGAAGUGAAGCCCCCCGAAGACCUCCAGGACCUCGGCGUUCGUUUCCUGCAGCCCUUCGUCAACUUGUUGUCCAAAGCCACCUACUGGUGGAUGAACACCUUCAUCACCUCGGCGCACCGGCGGCCCAUCGACCUGAAGGUCAUCGGCAAGCUGCCCAUCGCCAUGAGAGCGCUCACCAACUACAUCAAGCUCCGCCAGGAGUUUGAGGAGCAGAAGAAACCACAGGGCACUGCACCACAAGGGCCAAAAUGGAUCUGGCAGGCUUUAAGGAAAGCUUUCGGCAGGCCUCUCAUCCUCAGCAUCACGUUCCGCUUCAUGGCCGACCUGCUGGGCUUUGCUGGACCUCUCUGCAUCUCUGGCAUCGUUCACCACAUCAGCAAAGACAAUCGCACCAUUCAGCAACCGAUGAAGCUGCUCGGCAUCUAUUUUAUUUCCUCCAAAGAAUUCCUGGAGAAUGCGUACGUUCUGGCCGUGCUGCUCUUCAUUGCUCUGCUCCUGCAGAGGACCUUCCUGCAGGCCUCAUACUAUGUGGCAAUUGAAACUGGAAUCAACCUGCGAGGGGCCAUACAGACCAAAAUCUACAACAAAAUCAUGCGCCUGUGCACGUCCAACAUGUCCAUGGGAGAGCUGACGGUCGGUCAGAUUUGUAACCUGGUUGCCAUAGAUACCAACCAGCUAAUGUGGUUCUUCUUCCUCUGUCCUAACCUGUGGGCGAUGCCGGUGCAAAUAAUCCUGGGGGUGAUCCUCCUCUACUACCUCCUAGGAAUCAGUGCCUUGAUUGGAGCAACCAUCAUUGCUGUGCUAGCUCCCAUACAAUACUUUGUGGCCACAAAGUUGUCACAAACACAAAAGAGCACUCUGGAAUAUUCCAGUGAGCGCCUGAAGAAGACCAAUGAGCUGCUGAGGGGCAUCAAGCUGCUGAAGCUGUACGCCUGGGAGCACAUCUUCCGGGACAGCGUGGAGGAGACCAGGGGCAAAGAGCUCACCAGCCUGCAGGCCUUCGCUCUUUACACAUCCAUAUCCAUUUUCAUGAAUGCAGCUAUUCCGAUUGCAGCUGUGCUGACGACAUUUGUGGUCCACGUCCACUUCUCAGAGGAUGCUGAUCUGUCGCCAGCUGUGGCUUUUGCCUCCCUGUCCCUCUUCCACAUCCUGGUCACCCCCCUCUUCCUCCUCUCCAGUGUUGUGCGAUCCACUGUCAAGGCGCUUGUAAGUGUUCAGAAGCUCAGUGAGUUUUUCUCAAGUGAUGAGAUCGGAGAUGAGCAGGAGCCCAGAGCGAUGCUACCCUCCAGCUGCGGCAAUCACAACCAAAACAGAUACCAGGCUGUGCCCCUGAAGGUGGUGAACCGGAAGCGCCCACCGAGGGACGAGUGGAACAACUACAGCUCACAGAGGGACCAGGAGAGCGACGGACCCUCUCAGGAGGUGGAGCAAGACAUUUGUAUCAAGAUAAUAAAUGGUUAUUUCACCUGGACAGACGGACCGCCAACACUUUCCAACGUGGAUAUCAAGAUUCCCUUUGGAAAGCUGACGAUGAUUGUGGGCCAGGUGGGCUGUGGGAAGUCGUCCCUGCUUCUGGCUGCGCUCGGAGAGAUGCAGAGAGUGUCUGGAACAGUCAUCUGGAAUAGCCUGCCGGACCUUGAAUCUGAGCGAGAUGAAAGUCCCAGUCCCACGGACAGAGAUGUAGCAGGUGACAGAGAUGUCAGGAGGAGAGGUCCCGUGGCCUACGCAUCCCAGAAGCCCUGGCUGCUGAACGCCUCUGUGGUGGAGAACAUCACCUUCGAGAUGCCCAUGAUCAAAUCAAGAUAUAAGGCAGUCAUCGAGGCCUGCUCCCUUCAACCUGACAUCGACAUCCUUCCUCAGGGGGACCAGACAGAGAUCGGGGAGCGGGGAAUCAUCUUAUCAGGGGGGCAGAAACAACGAAUCAGUGUGGCCAGAGCUCUGUACCAGCAGACCCACGUGGUGUUUCUGGACGACCCAUUUUCUGCCUUAGACAUCCACCUGAGUGAUCAUCUGAUGCAGGACGGCAUCCUGAAGAUGCUGAGAGAAGAAAAAAGGACGGUCGUGUUGGUCACUCACAAACUACAGUAUCUACCACAUGCAGACUGGAUUAUUGCCAUGAAAGAUGGCACGAUCCAGACUGAAGGGACUCUGAAGGACAUCCAGAACUCUGAAGCCCAACUCUUUGAGCACUGGAAAACCCUGAUGCACCGACAGGACCGCAAGUUUGAGACGGAGACGGUGGCAGCCAGUAUGACGGACAUGGAGAGGAAAAACCUUCGAAGGGCUAUGUACUCCAGAGAUGCGGUGAAGACAGAAGAUGACGACGAAGAGGAGUCUGUGGAUAGUGACGAUGAGGACAACCUGUCUCAGGUGAUGCGUCAGCGAGCCACCAUCCCCUGGCGUUCCUGUGGUACCUACCUGUCCUCCGCCGGCGUCCUCCUGCUCAGCCUGCUCCUCCUCUCACAGCUCCUCAAACACUCCCUCAUGGUCGCUAUCGACUACUGGCUGGCACACUGGACGUCGCACGUCAUCGCUGCCAAGAUAGAAGCCCAUGCUCACAACUGUACCAUCGUACAGGACUGUGGCUUCAGCCACUCGUGGUAUCUGUCCGUGUUCAGCAUCCUGUGCUGCCUGGGCAUCGUCCUGUGCCUCGCCACCUCUGUGACCGUGGAAUGGACGGGCCUGAAAGUGGCUAAAGAACUUCACCACAACCUGCUCAACAAGAUCAUACUGGCCCCCAUGAGGCUGUUUGAGACGACUCCCCUCGGCAGCAUCCUCAACAGGUUUUCCACGGACACGAACACGAUCGACCAGCACAUCCCCACCACCCUGGAGUGCCUCUCCCGCUCCACCCUGCUGUGUCUGUGCGCCCUGGGUGUCAUCUCCUACGUGACGCCCGUGUUCCUCAUUGCCCUCCUGCCGCUCGCUGUCGCCUGCUACUUCAUACAGAAAUACUUCAGGAUGGCUUCCAGGGACCUGCAGCAGCUGGAGGACAGCACUCAGCUCCCUCUGCUCUCCCACUUCUCUGAGACGGUGGAAGGUCUCAUCACCAUACGAGCCCUCAGGUAUGAGCCCCGGUUCAGACAGAGGUUGCUGCAGUUCACCGACGCCAACAACAUCGCCUCGCUCUUCCUCACCGCCGCCAACCGUUGGCUGGAGGUCCGCAUGGAGUACAUCGGAGCCUGUGUGGUGCUGGUGGCAGCUGUGGCCUCCAUCACCAACUCUCUGUACAACCAGCUGUCCCCCGGUCUGGUGGGACUGGGACUCACCUACGCCCUCAUGUGUGUGUGUGUGUGUGUGUGUGUAUGUAGGUUCAAUUUGGAUCCAGAGAUGAAAGCGACGGAUGAGAUGUUGUGGGAAGCACUGGAGAUCGCUCAGCUGAAGCCUGUUGUCAAAACCCUUCCAGGAGGUCUGGACGCCAUGGUGACAGAGGGAGGUGAAAACUUCAGUCAGGGUCAGAGGCAGCUGUUCUGUCUGGCCAGAGCCUUCGUGAGGAAGAGCAGCAUCCUCAUCAUGGACGAGGCCACCGCCUCCAUAGACAUGGCCACGGAGAGCAUCCUGCAGAAAGUGGUGAUGACUGCGUUUGCUGACCGGACAGUAGUGACCAUCGCACAUCGUGUCCACACCAUCCUGAACGCCGACCUGGUGAUUGUGAUGAAGCGGGGGAUCAUCCUGGAGUACGACACCCCCCAGGCCUUGCUGGACAGGGAGGACAGCGUCUUCUCCUCCUUCGUGCGAGCAGACAAGUAAGAAGCACAAGAA
Molecule: messenger RNA, 4445 nt
Organism: Nematolebias whitei (Rio pearlfish)
Lineage: Eukaryota; Metazoa; Chordata; Actinopteri; Cyprinodontiformes; Rivulidae
Gene: abcc8
Product: ATP-binding cassette, sub-family C (CFTR/MRP), member 8
Exons: 35
Coding region: 42-4433 (1463 amino acids)
Biological process (GO): potassium ion transport; transmembrane transport
Cellular component (GO): membrane
Molecular function (GO): ATP binding; ATP hydrolysis activity; ABC-type transporter activity
Source: RefSeq, a predicted model, not a curated record